CUCGUCUUCGUCACCGCGGAGGUGUCGCCGUGGAGCAAAACCGGCGGCCUCGGCGACGUCUGCGGCGCGCUCCCGGCGGCGCUCGCGGCCAGAGGGCACUCCGUCGUCGUCGUCGCGCCGCUCUACGAGCCGUACGACGACGUCCACGACACCGGGCACUCCGCGACGUUCGCGCUGAAUCACCGCGACGAGACGGUGCGCUAUCACGCGGCGCGACGCGACGGCGUGACGUACCUAUUCGUGAAGCAUCCCGCGCUCGAACGCGGCGGCGGCGCGAAGAUUUACGCGUCGGCGCCCGGGCGCCCGUACGACGACAACGACUUUCGGUUCGCGCUCUUGAGUUUGGCGGCGAUCGAGUCGCUGCUGUGCGUCCCGUGGGGCGACCUGUUCUUCGGCGGCGGCGAAGACGCGGAGGCGAGGCGACGGAACGCACGGUUCGACGCCGCGCCGGUGUUCGUCGCGAACGACUGGCACGCCGCGCUCGUGCCGGUGUUUCUCGCCGCGAGGUACCAGGCCGCGGCCGGGGAGGCGGUGCGACCGAGGCACUGGGCCCCGGAGGGCGCGCGAGCCGCCGUCGCGCGCGCGACGACGGUGACCAUCGUUCACAACCUCUUCCACCUCGGAAUCUUCCCGAGCCACCGGUACCGCAUGUUGGGUCUGCCCGAGGAGAACACGGAGUGGUUCCCCGCGCUUCGGUGGCGGUGGAACGACGGCGGCGAGAGCAUGAACUUUCUCAAGGCUGGGCUCGCGACGUCGCAGGCCGCGGUGCUGGUCUCGCCGUCGUACGCCAACGAGGUGCAGACGAACGAGCUCGGAUGCGGGAUGGAUAAGGUGUUGCGAAGCGUCGGCAACUUUGGCAGCGAGAUUGACCUCGGCGUGUUCAACGGCAUGAGCGGCAAGUUGAAAGGGAUCGUGAACGGGAUCGACGACGAGGAGUGGAACCCCGCGACGGACGCGCACCUCCCGCAAAAUUACGCGCUCGACGGCGACGCUUUCGAGGCGUUUUCUUACGCGCCGCACGACGAGAACCGAACCGUCGUCGACGCGCGACGCGGCAAGGCGGCGUGCAAGCUCAUGCUUCAGCGCGAGAUGGGAUUAGAGGAGGACCCGGACGCGCCUCUGGUUGGUUUCAUCGGGCGGCUGGACCAGCAGAAGGGCGUGGACGUGCUGUUGGAGUGCGUGGACGACGUCGUCGCGAACGGCGGGCAAGUCGUGAUGCUCGGCAGCGGCGACGAAAGCCUCGAGCGUUGGAUGUCGGAGAAGGAAGCGCAGCACAAGGGCAAGGUGUGCGCGUGGGUCGGGUUCUCCGUCCCGGUGUCGCACAGGAUCACCGCCGCAUCCGACGUCCUCGUGAUGCCGUCGCGGUUCGAGCCGUGCGGGCUGAACCAGAUGUACGCGUCGCGAUACGGCACGAUUCCCGUGGCGCACGCGACUGGGGGAUUGCGCGACACGGUGAAACGCGCGAUGGGUUACCCGUUCAGCCCGUGCGACGCGCGCGAGUUGAAGCGCGCGCUGCGACGCGCGUUCGCGUGCUACCGCGAGGACGUCGAGAAGACGCGGAAGAUCGCGGACGGCGGCGUCGCGGGCGCCGUCGACAGCCGGUGGGCGCAGAAGCGGCGGCGGGGGAUGGAAAAAGAUUGGUCGUGGGCCGUCGCCGCGGGCAAGUACGAGACGCUCUUCAAG
Micromonas pusilla CCMP1545 is the source of this 1683-nucleotide messenger RNA. It is a transcript of the gene SSIB, whose product is annotated as glycosyltransferase family 5 protein. NCBI's taxonomy places the organism in Eukaryota, Viridiplantae, Chlorophyta, Mamiellophyceae, Mamiellales, Mamiellaceae. The transcript has a single exon. Gene Ontology annotation, molecular function: alpha-1,4-glucan glucosyltransferase (UDP-glucose donor) activity. The annotation marks the transcript as partial. The record is from RefSeq and is a predicted model, not a curated record.